GGCGGAGUUAUUGUUUAUGUGAGUGAGGCGGCUGCAGGUUCUUCGAUCGCAGACAUGAACCUUCUUUGGGAAUCAGUUUCUAAAACUUUGGUAUAUUUCGGCCUCCUUACAAGUCAUAUUUGUGGACUUGGUUCUGAAAAUGGCGGUGUUGCUGCAGCAGGCAAUUCAAGAAUGCCGAUGUCAAAUCUGGGUGCAAAAUUGAACGUUUUCGGUGUUUUUUCAAAAGACAAUAUUUUAGAGAAGAGUGAUUCGAUUUGGAUGAAGUAUAAAACCCAGAGCGAAGAAUCGAAGUUGAUGCAGCUUUUAGUCCCAAGGGAUGGAAUCAAUGACUUCACACACUUGAAGUUGAAUACGGUUGCCAAAGUGGGACGGAAAAAGCGUUCUUAUCAGUCUUUUCCGUCGCAGAGAUAUUAUCCACCAAUACCACCUGAAAACAUUCUAGUUGUUUGCAUGGGUGCUCCUCUUCAGUACCUCAAUAAAACUGCUUUGAAGGAAGCAUUUGCCAGCUAUUUGAAAUUGCCUGUGGAAAAUGUCUGCAUAGAUAAAAUAUUGAUUCGGAAGAACAUGGUAGAGCUGUACUUUGUAAAGAGGGGUCAUCCUGUGGAUUUCUUUGAUGUGGAUAAGGACUUGAUUCCAGUCAGUGAUAUCAAACACCCAGAUCUGUUGGAAUACCUGCAGAAAAGAAUCCCAGCUAUGAACAUUACUAUUGAAACAAGCCAGCAACCAUUGAUAACUUCAGCCAAAUUUUGGACGGAGAGCUACUUCCCCUACUUAGCAGCUGCGUGUAGUGUGUGUUUAGUCCUUGUCAUGGCAGUUGUGAUUUUCUGUUGCUGCCGAAAAAAGAACAAAGAUGAGCAGGUUGAAGAGAAGGAGGAAUACUCUGAGCCCCAACAGGUGUUCUACCCCUCCCUGAAGCCCCAGCAGAUCUUCUACCCCUCUAUCAAGCCCGAUGUCAAACACCCAGUGAUGAUACAGCCAGAAGGGAGUCCUGUGUUUGUUACCAAGGGAUGUGUAGCUCCUAUACAAACUCAAGCCAAGAAAAUCAAAGCCAAAGGCCUCUUAGAACGAAGAGGAUCAAGUGCUUCACUAAAGAUUGAUCUGAAAGCUGCUUCCCCAGAGAUGAAUCGCUGGGAAGGAACUCCACCCAAAGAAGGUACUGGACUUGAGUUUUUACUCACUGCUGGGAAUAGAUUGAGUCGCAGAGAUCUACGCAAUGCUGUCAAAAAUAGUAGGGCUCUUUAUGAAGAAUUUUGGGAAAUUCCAAUGAAUCACCCAGAGAAGGUUUAUGUCGCAGGAUCAGGAAUGAAGAACAGAUAUCGAACCAUUAUUCCAAAUGAGCACAGCAGAGUUAUCCUUCCUGACAGUGAGUGGGAUCCACUGUCCUCUUACAUCAAUGCCAACUACAUCAGAGGAUAUGAAGGAGAGGAGAAAGCCUACAUAGCUACACAAGGACCAAUGUCUCACACUAUUGUAGACUUCUGGAGAAUGGUGUGGAUAGAAAAGUCACCCAUCAUUGUUAUGAUCACAAAACUCAAAGAAAAAGCCAAAACAAAAUGUGAGAACUACUUACCUGAAGACAAUGAAACUUGGUGUGCUUUUGGAGAUAUUGAAGUGAAAGUAGACAGAGUCAUCAAUAAGCAGGGUUACACCCUUAGACACCUUUUGCUUAGGAGCCAAGGAGAGGUACAACAUGUUCUACACUACUGGUAUACUGCUUGGCCUGACCACAAACCAACCCAGUCUCCUCACAUGUUAUUACAGUUAAUUCAGGAGGUUGAGUUCAGACGGUAUAGGGGGGAUGGUAGCAGAGCCAGAGGUCCAGUUAUUGUACAUUGUAGUGCUGGCAUUGGGCGGACGGGCUGUUUUAUCGCAAUCAGCAUUGGUAUAAGACAACUGAGAGAGGAGCAUUCUGUGGAUGUGUUGGGUGUUGUGUGUAACUUGAGAAGUGACAGAGGUGGAAUGAUACAAACCCAUGAACAAUAUGAAUUCGUUCAUCAGGCUCUGUGUGAGUAUGAAAAGGACUUGGCUGAGCCAGUCUCCAAUUGCCAACCAAAUCAAUGAUGCUGAUACCUGUGUUAAUAUUCAUUGAACACUUUUGUCAAGAAUCUCUUGGUCUAAGAUGGGCCAAUUCUGCCAAUAAAGUCACAAGCAGGGAACACAUCAGGAACAGGUUGGAAAACUUGCAGGAAUGCCAGCUGACUGUUGCAAAACAUCUAAAUGAUGUUUUAGUAUAUCCUGUGGUUGUCUGUUGAAGGUUGAAUGUCAGGUUAACCAUUAAUAUUGCUAUGUAUGAAUAUUGUUUUGUCAUGUCUCCUGUUAGAAGGGAAAUAAUGUUUGUUCCGUUAAGUUUUUAAUUCUGUAUAUUAAGAAUGGGCAUAGAAAACUACGCUGUAAAAUUUAUGUACCUGUGAAGGUUUCUGUUCUAACAUGUUGAUGAAUUAUAUUGGUAUAUGAUAUAUCAUAUCUGCUUUACUAGGCUCAGAUGUUGUGCAAUAUCAUUUGUAACAGAAAUUUUAUAUCUAUACAUGAGAAAUCUUGUUAAUUGCAGAUGCUGUGAAUUUUUUAUUUUUGUCAUAAUUCUCAUAUAGUACCAUAUAGGAUGGAUCAACCCAUUUUUUUUUUAUUUUAAAAAAUUACAAGUCAAAUCUUGAAAUAGAAGAUAGAGGUUAAGAAGUCUAUUACACCUAUACUAAAAUUUUCUCAGAAAUUGGUGAAUUUGCUUCUGUUCAAUAUUAUAUUUGAAUAAUGAUCUUAGUAUUAAAAUAUACAAAUAUUUGGCCCUAAAAUGUAGCAGGGCUAAAUGAUGGUCAAAAUUCAUCAGCAUCAGGAAUAUAUGAGUUUGGGGAGAGGAAUUAUUUUAAAUUUAAAUCCUGUGUAAUACAAGUUAUUAAAAUGUGUAGCAAUUAACCAAAGUUAAUUAUGUUAACCAAUGACUUGGGGAGACAAAUGGCAAUCAUGUUAAAAUUAUUAGUGUGUAUUUUCAAUUUUUUAUUAUUAUUUUUUUAAUGUUGAUUAUGAUGAUCAUUAACUACAACAAUUUUGAGAAGAAUUUUUUUGUGUACAUGUUUUCAGGACAUUGAACACUGCUUUAUAUUCUCAUUUUUUGUCAUGAUAAUGGGAGUUUUGUUUGUGUUUAUCUGACAAGUUCAGUUGGAGGUCUUUAUGUUGGUGUAUUUUCCCAGGAGCCAUGUUGUUUUCUCUUCUUUUUUUUUAACUCAAAAAAAUCUCUCUAGUCACAUUUUUAUCUGUUUUUAUCAAUGUCAUACUCUCUAUUAGACUUACUGUGUUCAGUUAUGGUACAUUCUUUUUUAGAUGCAGUUUGUACUAGCAUUAUGUACAUUUAUCGAUGUGUCAUGUUUAGAUAUUUAUUGUUGGUGCAUGAGGCAUAAAUGGUGAUCUUUAGUUUACGUAUUAUUCUCUUAACACCAAAUUUUUCUUGAUGACAUAGAUGCAUUUAAUUAUAAUCAAUGACCCAAAUGUUAUUUUCUCUGGACUCACGUAAGUCAAUCCUCAUUAUUUUUAACUUGAUGGGAUUGAAAAAAAACUUUGAUACAUUCAAGGAUUUGAGAUGUUGAGGUUAAAAUACAUUUUAAAGGAAAAGUGGUUCAGACUUCUAACUCACUUUGACAUAUCCAUAUUAUUGAGAUAUUGAUGUUCAAGGUACCGAAGUCCAACUGAAGUUUUUAUCAUAAAAUUGUUUUAACUGUUCAAUCUCUUUCUCAUUUGACUUUGAUGCUUGACCUAGAACUAUUUUCACAUUUUUUGUGGUAACACAGCUGUGUUACGAUUUAUUUUUUGUUUUGUUUACUUAUGCAUUCUUAUUUGUAUACAGUUAAAAAUACCAGUAUAUGAGAAAGUGAAUCUUAAUGUUUUGAAAUUUAUCAGAUUUCCAUAUUAUGAUAAACAAAAUGGUCAGUUAAAUUCCUCAAAUUCAACUCUCCUUGUUUACCAUAUAUUUACAGCUUUGUUUGUAUAUAUUCCACACAACAAGGUUUCUUUUUUGUUCCCCAGUAGAUAUCAUUGUUUCUUUUCUUUAAAGUAAAAUUUACACCUUCAACAAGGAUCACUUUGUCUUCAUAAUUUUUUUUGCAGACUUCCCACAAAAAAAAAAAUGAGAUGCAUGCAUCUUGUAGCACAAGGAAAAUUAUUCUAUACAGUUCCUGCAGCUGAAAUAUUUUUGAUCAUAUGCAACAGAAAAUAAACAAUUUAAUGUUUGCAGAUCUCAUUAUAAACCUACCUCACUAUAAAAAAUACAGCUUUUUCUUUUGAAUUUAUAUCUAAGUAACUUGUUAAAUUUGGUUGAGUACAUUUUGUUUAAACUUGUAUACAUUUUUUAUGGAAAUCCAUUUUAUCUAUUUCUUUCAUUAGUAAUGAUCAAAAUCUGUUAAUGAUUUUCAUAGUGGCUGUCUCAAAUUUAAGUAUAUUUAUGGUACUAGAAAGAGUUCACAUGUGAUUUCAUUUCUUUUCAAACUUUCCUAAGUACUUGUUGUGUGAAGUAUUGAGAAAUUUUCUGAAAUUUUAAAUGUGAAUGAUGGGUAUUUUUUUGUAUGAGGAUGAUGCAUGUAUGUACCAUUCCAUUCAUCUGUGCAUCAUUAUUUAUACUAUUAGCAGGGUGUGAAUCUAUGAGAGACCAAGGUCAAAAUUUUUGUGUCACAACUACACUGGAGGUAUAAUAUCUUUUUUAUUUAAUGUGCUCACUGUUGUCUUUUAUAUCAUAUACUGGUUAUACAUGCGUUUACAUUCAUAUCACCACCGUUACUCUGUAGAAUCAUUGACGUCAGGGCCUCUAUUUUAUACAAAGCUCUCAUAAUGAGAUGCAAUCAAAUUUUUUUUUCCGUUUCCAUCUAAUCACUCUUGCAGGUGUUUGUAAUUUUAUAGCUUGAGUAACAAGAUGAUUGCCAAAAUCAUGAUAAAAAAAUAUUCCAAAAAGAUUUUAAGUCAGUUUUCUAUAAACUGUUGCAGUUUCUUAUCAAGUUGAAUAAAGUUAUUUUCAUUGAGUCAUCUUAAAAACAAAUACACUGUGCAGUAGAAUACACUGUAGUUUAUCAUAGUGUUCUAUCAGUUAGUGCACAAAUGAAGAGAACAUUUUAUAUUUUCGUCAUGUUACUGUGUGUACCUUCAGCUUUAUGACAGAUUGAAUGUGAAGGCUCAUUAACUGUGAUAUCUUUGUGAGUAGAGUGAUAGUUUUACUAUUUGUUUGUUAUAAACUUAUGCCUUUGUGCAAUAAAUAUCUCUUGUGUAAA
This is a messenger RNA of Saccostrea echinata, 5243 nucleotides long. RefSeq names its product tyrosine-protein phosphatase non-receptor type 5-like. Lineage: Eukaryota; Metazoa; Mollusca; Bivalvia; Ostreida; Ostreidae. The transcript is spliced from 15 exons. Gene Ontology annotation, molecular function: protein tyrosine phosphatase activity. The record is from RefSeq and is a predicted model, not a curated record. The coding region runs from base 55 to 2061 and encodes 668 amino acids. Gene Ontology annotation, biological process: protein dephosphorylation.